GACUACCGCUACGACAUCGACUCUGACGAUGCCAGCAGCACAGGCCGUGACAGAAAGCGAAGCCACACCCCUUAUACCUUGGACGCGACUUCUCGCACCUCCACCGUGUACCAGGUCAAGUGCACUUGGGACGGGCAGGGCCCUCCCCCUCUGUCCUCUCGUCUCAACGAUUUCAUUGCGUACAUGAAGGAAUGUCACUUGACGCAUGCGCCAUCCGCCGCUCUACCUUUGUCUCUGCUGCCGCAAGACGAUUACACUGCGGCCGAGAUGCUCCAGUACUACUCGAAGCGCCCAGAGGACCGCCAGACGAAGCCUGUCCCUGAUGUGAACCCCGUCAACCCCAAGCUCAUUGACCUGGCGUAUUCCAACUCCCUCGUCCUGCAGCUCAUCAUUGCCCAAAGGGUCAAUCACCGCCAGGUGUCAUCCGCCAUGUUGCCGACCGGCGAAAGGGCUGAAGGCUUCUACGCUGCUGCCAUUGCCGAGUUCGGGCCAAUGAUUGACAGCUACCUGGCGGGGAACGAGCAGGAUAUGCUUCCGCUCACUCUGGCAAGCCUGGUCAUUUCUCUCACCGAGAGGGCGCGGCUUGACAAACGUGGUCAAGCUCACAACCAUCCCACCGCAGCCAUGGGUAUCUUGAAGACACUCUUGACCCUUCCCCACAAGCAGAUGUGUAAACAGGUCCCGCCUAUCUUGCUGGAGUAUUACAUGCAUGCUGCUUGCUUUGCAUGUGUUGCAGCCGAUGUCACCAAGGCGGAGUCAAUUCCAUUUAUGAGCGAGGCACUCCGAGACGCCGUCGACGACCUAGUCCAGGCGAAAUAUAUAGGCAAGCUCUGCGGGAACUGGCUGUCGAUCAUGGUUGUCGUACAGAGCAUCUUUGAGCUGGGCAUGAAGAUGCGGCCGUUUGCCGAUGACGCAUCGAACGCCCCGGCGGGCGGUCCAUCCACCGGCUACUUACCCAACCACUUUGUUACCUUUGGGCAGAUUCAAGAGCGGCUCACGCGCUUCGUACCUGACAAGGACCCCGACUGCGAAAGCCCUGAGGCGGCCAUUCUCUUCAAGAACGCCGCCAUACUAUAUCUCUGGAGUCUCUUGGAAUGGCCAAACGUCUCGAAGCCCCCCGGAUCGUAUACCAACUUUAUGAAGAUCGCUUACAAGAUCGCGCUCCUGCAACUGAGCCGCAUCUCGGAAUUCUCCAGCAUCAACAAGGUCCUGUGCUGGCCAUUGCUCAUCGUUGGGUGCUUUGCCAAAUCGGCAAAGGUCAAGGGCAUCAUCACGUCGCGGCUCCUCAGCAUCGCGGGCCGCUUCAAGGUCGGCAACGCGCUCGAGACCCUUUUCCUGCUGCAGCACGUCUGGGGCCUGCCUUUUGAGAGGCGCAACCCCUGGAUGGUCCACAAGUCUAUCCGCGCGACGAGGUGCUGCGGAUGCGUCUGUACCGACUGCAUGAGUCGAUUGUUUAUCUGA
Messenger RNA from Trichoderma reesei QM6a, 1461 nucleotides. RefSeq lists its product as uncharacterized. The transcript is spliced from 2 exons. The record is from RefSeq and is a predicted model, not a curated record. Lineage: Eukaryota; Fungi; Ascomycota; Sordariomycetes; Hypocreales; Hypocreaceae. The annotation marks the transcript as partial.